AUGCCACGGUCAUCAUUUCUUUCCUUUAGGACCUACUCAACCCGCAGGCAAUCACGGGCAGAUACGCCUACCGAUACUUCCCAUAUCAUCCCAUGGCUAGCUAGUCCUCUCGAUCAGAAUACUGUCAGAUCCUCACGUUUACGCCAGCGCGCCGAUGCCAGCCCUAUCGAAUUGUUCUACGAUGUGUUCUUAGUCGCCAAUCUGGCCACUUUCUCUGCCACACAUGAAAUCAACAAUAUCAAAGCGGUGUGGUCAUAUGUCGGGUUCGUGGGUAUCAUUUGGUUCACAUGGCUCCAGGUUACCCUUUUCGAUAUGCGAUUUUCUCGUGACUCAAUCUUCGAGCGUACCUGCAAGGUCGUCCAAUUGUCCGCUAUGAUUGGGUUUGCGUCGGCUGGAUCACGGUUCUCGUCGCAAAUCAAAGAUGAGAAUGUCUGGGCUUUCAAGUCUCUAUCUAUAUUGCUUUUCGGAAGCCGCUUUAUGCUUGCAUUGCAGUAUGCAAUUAAUCUCUGGUUCAUUCAUGAGGAACUGCGUAGCGCAGUGAGAGGCAUGUUUGUCAUAAUUGGUGUGCAUAUCCUCACCGGAAUUUCAUACCUGAUAAUGUUCUUGACGUUCAAGCCGAGCGAGCCUCAUAUCUGGAUGGUCUGGUUCGGUCUCUUUGUGUUUGAGUCAGUGGUAGUAAUUACCAUCUCAAACUAUACACCAGGCAUCGGACUUGACGACUCUCACCUAACAACCCGUAUGGGACUAUUAACCUUGAUCAUCAUCGGGGAACAUGUGAUUUCUGUAACCAGAAUUGUAAACAAGAUGGUCGCUGCCGGAGGUUGGACAUUUGCAUCACUAUUGCAUGUUAUGGGCGUCGUAACGACCGUGUAUCUUCUUUGGCAUUCAUACUACGAUAUCUCUCCACGUCAAUCUUAUGGAAAGAUCAAGCAAGAGAUCUGGAUUCACUUGCACUUUCCAUUCCACAUGUGCAUAAUCCUUUCUUCUGAGGCGUGUCAAAUCCUGGCACUAGCAUUAGAUAUCUCACUAAAGCUGCGAUACUUGCUGGAAACUACCAAUUUUGCAUGCGAAGAACCACGGCCAGCUAUAAGUGCUGCGCUCAAUCUGCUCAACCGCACGAUUACAGAUAUGGAAAUCGACUAUACUAGGGCGCCUCAUGAGGAAGCAGCUAUACACAACGUGCUUGGAACGUUAUGGAACCAAACGAGUAUCUGUCCGAGUGUCAAUACUACUGGAGCCAAGGCGUAUGGCAUUAAAGAAGAGCAAGGUCGAUUCCUUACUGGAAAUGUGACAGUUGCCCUUUUCUCAAGUAUGGGUAUUACGCUUGAAGAUCCAGAUUCUACCAGCUCUGAGGGCAUACAGUAUUUGAAAUUGUACCUAGGACUCUUGGCCUUUGUGUACGCUUACUACUUUAUUACCGUUGGGUUGGCAAUGUGGCACUUUGCCAUCUUUGCAACAUUGACGGGCCGGCAUCCCAAUCUCUGGUUCAAUGCAAUUGCCGUGGGCUUCCGACUUGUUUGCGUUGCCAUACUCAUAUCUCAGAUUGCCUUUGCGAAAAACUUCGACUUGACGUAUAAAUAUAUGACACAUCCAAUAAUCCUAUACACAUUUUCACUGACAAUGCUGUCUGUUCUACUCGUCGAUCGCCUGCUAGACAUAGUGGCAGCUUCAGGGGGGUUGAAGGGCGAUGUCAGUCGACAGAGCAGCACGCGCAGUACUGUACCGAUGCUAUCGCACGAUGAGGAAGCCAACAAACAGCCACACGAAAUGGAUGAACAAGCCUCGAAUUGGAGCUACGAGAGAGAGAGACAUCUUAUGAACAUCCGAGGAUAG
This is a messenger RNA of Talaromyces amestolkiae, 1833 nucleotides long. RefSeq lists its product as uncharacterized. The record is from RefSeq and is a predicted model, not a curated record. Lineage: Eukaryota; Fungi; Ascomycota; Eurotiomycetes; Eurotiales; Trichocomaceae. The transcript is spliced from 6 exons. Bases 1 to 1833 code for a protein of 610 amino acids.